This is a messenger RNA of Aegilops tauschii subsp. strangulata, 3266 nucleotides long. RefSeq names its product protein NRT1/ PTR FAMILY 5.10. The record is from RefSeq and is a predicted model, not a curated record. Gene Ontology annotation, molecular function: transmembrane transporter activity. Lineage: Eukaryota; Viridiplantae; Streptophyta; Magnoliopsida; Poales; Poaceae. Gene Ontology annotation, biological process: oligopeptide transport; transmembrane transport. Gene Ontology annotation, cellular component: membrane.
AGACUCGAGCGAGAUUUUUUUUUUCUCUCUAAUAAGACUCGAGCGAGACUACUGGAGAGGAGGGAAACAAGUGGUCGCCCAUGGACGCCGCGGCGGAGCCUCUGCUGCCGCAACCGGCAACCGCCGUGGACCACCUCGGCCGUCCAGUCUCCCGCCUAACCUCCGGGCGGUGGCCCGCCGCGCUCUUCAUCAUCGGGGUGGAGAUCUCAGAGCGGUUCGCCUACGGCGGCAUCGCAGGGAACCUCAUCACCUACCUGACCGGCCCGCUGGGGCAGUCCACGGCGUCGGCCGCCGCGGCCAUCAACGCCUGGAGCGGCGCCGCACUUCUGCUGCCGUUGCUCGGAGCCGCCGUCGCCGAUUCCUGGCUCGGCCGUUACCGCACUGUAGUAUGCGCCUCCCUGCUCUAUAUCCUGGGCCUGGGCAUGCUCACACUAUCAUCAAUUCUUGCGCCACAACAACCAGCACAAUUUGGAGAUCACAUGGAUUCCGCUUUAUCCUCGACUUCAACAAUUCAUUUAGCUUUCUUCUACGUGUCCCUGUAUAUUGUGGCCUUUGCUCAAGGUGGCCACAAACCUUGUGUGCAAGCAUUUGGGGCAGACCAAUUUGAUGAGAACGAUCCUGAAGAAUUUGCCUCGAGAAGUUCCUUCUUCAAUUGGUGGUAUUUUGGGACGUAUGCAGGCAGCGUUGUUACAGUUUCAAUCCUGAAUUACAUUCAAGAUAACAUAAGCUGGCAGUUUGGGUUUGGAAUCCCUUGCAUCGUUAUGACCCUUUCUCUUGCAGUUUUCUGGCUUGGGACCAGGACUUAUCGAUUUUAUCCUGUAAGAAGUGAUGGAAGCCUAAUUGGACAGGUUGUCAAACACAUUUUAUCAUUGGUUAGAACCUGGCAUGCAUCAUGGAGUUCGGGGUCAUCUGAUGAUUCCCACUGCAUGCCAACAUCGUCAUCUAGCAGACUCAAGGAUAAUGCAGAAAUGACAUGUUUCCCUGAUGAAGCCAAGUCUCUGCUUAAAUUGUUUCCAAUAGGGGCAACCUGCCUGAUCUAUGCAGUUGUUUUUGCCCAGUGGAUGACGCUGUUCACUAAACAAGCAAGUACACUAGAUAGGUGGAUAGGUAGCUUACAGGUACCAGCUGCUGCUCUACAAAGCCUAAUCAGUGUGUCAAUCGUCAUCUCGAUUCCUAUAUAUGACCGGAUACUUGUUCCACUAGCUAGAAAAUACUCAAAGAACCCUUGUGGUAUCACAACCUUGCAAAGGAUUGGAACUGGACUAGCCAUGUCUGUGAUCUUGAUGGUUGUCGCGGCCAUCGUGGAGAUGAGAAGGCUCAGGGUAGCAAGAGAACAUGGCCUUGUGGACAAUCCCGAAGCAACGAUUCCGAUGAGCUUUUGGUGGGUGGUACCUCAGUUCGUCCUGACUGGCUUGGCGGACAUGUUCACCAUGGUCGGCUUGCAGGAGUUCUUCUACGACCAAGUGCCGGAUAGCCUGCGCAGUUUGGGCCUUGCCUUAUACUUGAGCAUAUUCGGAAUUGGGAGCUUCAUCAGUGGCUUUCUGGUGUAUGCAAUCGACCGGGUAACCAGUGACGGUGGAGAUCGUUGGUUCUCGAACAAUCUAAACCGAGGUCAUCUUGAUUACUUUUACUGGCUUCUGGCCGCGCUCAGCGUUGCCGAGGCGCUCCUGCCGCGGCCGGAGCCGCCGCUGUCCGCCGUGGACCACUUCGGCCGGCCCGCCUCCCGCGGCAGCUCCGGCGGGUGGCCUGCCGCGCUCUUCAUCAUCGGGGUGGAGGUCGCGGAGCGGUUCGCCUUCUGCGGCAUCAUGGGCAACCUGAUGAUCUACCUCACCGGCCCGCUCGGCCAGUCCACGGCGGCCGCCGCGUCGGCCGUCAACGCGUGGCUCGCCGCCGCCAUGCUGCUGCCGCUGCUCGGCUCCGCCGUCGCCGACUCCUGGCUUGGCCGCUACCGCACCGUCAUCUGCGCGUCCCUCCUCUACAUCCUGGGGCUAGCCAUGCUCACCCUGUCAACGGUGCUCGCACCGGGAGAGCGACCAGGGUGCGCCGGCAAGCCGGCCGAUUCAGCCGGGUGCUCCACGAGCUCGUCGGCGCAGGUGGCUCUCUUCUUCUUCUCCCUCUACCUGGUGGCGUUUGCCCAGGGCGGACACAAGCCCUGCGUCCAGGCGUUCGGCGCCGACCAGUUCGACGAGAACGACCCCGGCGAGCUGGCGUCCAGGAGCACCUUCUUCAACUGGUGGUACUUCGCCUCCUACGGCGGCAACACCAUCACCGUCUCCGUCCUCAACUACGUGCAGGAGAGCGUAAGCUGGCAGCUCGGCUUCGCGAUCCCCUGCGCCGCCAUGGCCCUCGCCCUCGCCGUCUUCUGCCUCGGGACCAAGACCUACCGCUUCCAUCCAUUACGAAGUGCUAACAAAUUGCCCGAUGAUGAUUCUGAGAAUUUGCUGGAGCCGCCGAGGAGGGAUCAUGGAGCCACCGCCACCGGAUUGCUGAAGCUGUUCCCCAUAUGGGCAUCCUGCCUGAUCUACGCCGUUGUCCUCUCGCAGUGGUUCACUCUCUUCACCAAGCAGGCAAGCACACUGGACAGGAGGAUAGGCACCCUGGUGGUACCAGCUGCCUCGCUGCAGAACCUGGUAAACGCAUCGCUCAUGAUCUUCCUGCCGGUCUACGAGCGGGUCGUCGUUCCGCUUGCCAGGAAGCACACCAAGAACCCUUCCGGCAUCACGGCGCUGCAAAGGAUCGGCGUCGGGUUGGCGAUUUCGGUCGUGAUGAUGGUCGUUGCUGCUCUUGUGGAGACGAGGAGGCUCCGGGUGGCAAGGAACUACGGCCUGCUUGACAAACCUGAGGUCACCAUCCCCAUGAGCGUGCUGUGGAUGGUUCCGCAGUACCUGCUGAUCGGUCUGUCCGACGCGUUCGCCAUCGUCGGUUUGCAGGAGUUCUUCUACGACCAGGUGCCGGACGGUCUGCGCAGCUUGGGCCUGGCUCUGUUCCUCAGCAUAGCCGGAGCCGGGAACUUCAUCAGCAGCUUCGUCGUGUAUGCCAUUGACAGGGUGACCACUAGCGCCGGGGGGAGCUGGUUCUCCAACAACCUGAACCGAGGGCGCCUCGAUUAUUUUUACUGGUUUCUCACCGUGCUCAGUGCUCUAGGCAUGUUUGCUUACAUGUACUUUGCGCGGGUUUAUGUGCCUAAGAAAAAGGGUGUUUCAGUGCAGUGAUUUUCUGCCCUAUAAUAACUGGCUACUAAUCUUACAUUUUGGUGGCAUGAAUCA